GACAAUGUGUUAUAUGUCAUUAUCAUAGAACGUAUUAUUUCAAUAUGGCUAAUGUUUCCCAUUAGAUUUAUGUUCAGGGGAAGGAGAAAAACCGAAAAAAAUAUUUUAUUCUGAAUAACCUCAGCUGUUUGAAAUGAAAAAUUGUUAAAUGCAUGCCAUACUAGAAUAACCAUGUGUGAAGAAUGCUCAGAUUUUGUACAGCUACUUGUUUCAUAUGAGGCACAAGUGUGUAGGGAUCCAACGGAGCAACCAAUCUUAACUUUACGCGACAUAAAUACAGUAUUUGUGUAUGUCCAAACAUGGCCUGCCAGACAAUGUAUGUGCUGUUAUCGCGACUCGAAAAACUUAGAAAGGUUCAGUUAUCUCACACAAGGGCUAAUCUGCAUGUGUGUUUCUCAACUUAAGCAGCUAGUGGAGAGAAGCACUGAUAACCAAGAUGCCGAUAUUCAGACCAACAAUAAUGAGAUCAAGAUCGGCGAAAAAGAUUCCAAUACGGGCGGCACUCAGAAUUCAGAGGAAAAUGAGAAAGAGAACGCCGAAGCUGUGGAAAGAGACAAAUUGUUAAUUCUGGUUUCGAAGAUAUUUUUGCUGAAUUUUCCUCUAUAUGUAGCACUUAAACAUACUAUUCAGUCAAAAGUUGACGAAUUAACGCAACAAGAAAUGGCAAAUUUGAAUCUGUUUUGUGACCUGAAUGAUUCAGAGAUUCCGAUUUAUCUUUUAAAAAAUGUUAGCUGGUUUUGUAAGAUCGGGGGAUUGUUGACUAUGAAUGACUGUUUUACACAUUUAAAUACUAAUUAUUUACCUGUUUCAACGGCACAUGCAAUGAUAUCAAUUGUAUGCAAUCUGAAGCUUUGGAUGAAUUAUAAAACAAUGGUGUCAUUGUUAGUGCCUCUUAGGUCAUGCGUCUUAAGGUAUAUGUGCAAAUUGUCUGACCAAGAUUUGAGAACCCCGACUAUAAAAAGUAUGGCAGAUUUCAUGUGGAAUGCAAUUAAAGAUCCACUUGAUUCGCCCAUUGCUUUUGAUGUCGAUGGGUUGGAUUUGGCUUUCAAAUAUUUCACAUCCAGCACUCUCACUAUGAGAUUGGCCGGCAUUUCUCAAAUAAACAACCAAAUUGGUGUUUUAGCUGAGAUUUGCGUAGGAGAGACAUUACCUGAAGCUGAAGCUGUUCCACGGCACAUGGGAGAUUGGCUAAUCAACAACAACAUUAUUUCCCACAUUUUCGGGCCUAACUUACAUGUUGAAGUGAUCAAACAAAGUCACAUCAUCUUGAAUUUUCUUGCGAUGGAAGGUCGCAUUACUUGUGAGCAUAUGGACAUUAUUUGGGCCGCUGCUCAGUUGAAACAUUGCGCAAAACCCGUCCACGAUUUACUUCCCGGACUGGUGAAACACUUGGCAGCUGCACCUACUUUGCAUCUCUAUAAUUUGCUUACAAAACUAGAACCGAAAGAACACACAGAGCAAACAUUGUAUUUGGCCAGUGCACUGACGAAAGCUGUCUGGUCUAGAGGUGGGGCAUCUCCAGAUAUAGGCUUAAUAAAUGUCGCAGCUUCCAGUGCGGGAAUAUCGUUGCAUAAAUGUGCAGCUACCUCUUCGGAAAAUAGUGUUUCACUAGAUGGAAGUAAUUCGGAGGAAGAGCAUGGAGAAAGCACAGGGCAUUCGGAAAGUCACAAAUCCGAAAGCGAAGAGAUUGAUGCCAUGGAAAUUGAAGAAGAAGAACAGGGGCAAAUUGUAGUAGACAGUGAAAGAUCCCCAUCAUGUAAAUUACCCAGGAAGCAGAUAAUAGAGCGAGUGAAUUGUGAAGGCCCAAAUAGUAGUACUGAUACGGAAAUCGAUGGAAUUCCGAUAAAAACUCCUGUACACGAAAAAGUGAAAUGGCCAGCAUCGGUUCAAACGAAAAACGAACGAAAAGCCCACGCCCGCAAAAUGAUUUUGUCUGCCAUAAACGUUAUGUCUGAAGGAGUAGAAGCCAUUGGUUCAAGCAGUAGCCAAGAAGACAUGGAUGUCGAUGAUAAUUCAAAUAAAAGCCGAAAGCGGCGAAAGUUUUUGAGGAGAGGACGUGGUAAACGUCAAAAAGGUACUAGUAAGAGAGGAAUGAAUCGGUUAGCAGGUGUAGAAGCGUUAAGUGAUGUUGAAGCAGACAGUGACCAUGAGAUAAAGAACCUGAAAACACAUUCGGUACAGGAAAGCAUGUUACCUGCGGAAAUCAAUUCCCUGGUUCAUCAGACACCUGGGCUCAAACCUAAUGUAUAUCUGGAAGAAAGUUCAUCAUGCAGUGAAUUGGGAAAAGAAGAACACCAUCAUGUAGCUCAAUCAUCAGCAUGUGGUAACUAUAUAACAAUCCAUUCCAAUGGGGGACAUAUUUUAGAAAUGCUUAGUGGCGAGGAAACCGAAGUUGAUGGUGACGCUGAAGGCAGCUAUUCAUCUAGAAUGAGUAAUAAAUCGGAGAAAAAUAUGGCAGAUUUUGACGGAGAAGAUUCUGUUUGUGAAGAAGAACUUGCUCAGUUAACUGAAAAUCAUCCGAAUUUAAACUUGCACAUUAUCGCACAUACACCGGAAAAGUCCUCGCCAGUCCGAAUGAUUGAUCCCAGAUUAUCCGCCUGUUUCAAAACUGAUAGUGUAUGCCAGCCUGGAAAAACACUACUAUGGGAUUUAUUACAGGAUGACAAAAUUUCUCAGCUUGGAGAAGGAUUGGCCCUUGAAGCUGAAAAGACCCUGUGUAAUCUGAUUUGUUUUAUGCAAGACAAGGAUAUUCGAAUGAAAUUUAUUGAAGGUUGCUUAAAUAAUCUCGCCAACAAUGUAUCGGUUGUGGUGUCGUUGCGAAUGCUUCCAAAGCUCCUAACUUCUUUUAGAGGAAUCGAAAUGCAUCAUGUAACUCAAUGGGCGGAAAAGCAGCAUCAUAUGAUGACCCAUUUCUUUAAUAACCUGAAAGCAUAUACUAGUAAUCCUGAUAAGUCUCUUCCGUUAUACACUCAUCAGCUACAGGUCCAAGUUAGAUUACAUUUCUUGUCAGCAGUGUUUUCUCCCGUUGUAUCACCUAAUACCUUCAAACUAAGCAUAGAUCAAGUAGAUACCUUGUGGCAGUGUCUAGCACAUGAUUCCGAAUGUUCAGAUGAGUUGUUUAGUUGGCUGCUUUCGCAGACUAAAACCAAUGAGUUACAUGCAUUACGAGUGGAUGCAUUGCGGAGGCUAUAUCUACAUCAUUUACCAAGUCUUCCCCCCGAAAAAUUUAGUAUGAUUUGCUUGACCCUAUUUCAGCAUUUGUGUGGAUUGCAUCAUCUGAUGACGGCAAAUUUAGAAACUGAAGAUAAGGAAAAUAGAAACGUCGGCAUGGAACAUAUGUGGAAAAUCGCUUUAAAGGCUAAUAAUACUGAUGUUAGUACGACUGCCAUAGGAUAUAUAAACAGUUAUUAUAUGGGUCAAAAUCUCCAGCACGAAAGUCAAUUUGUUUCUCAAUGUAUGACUAACUUGAAAGCAUCUUCCGAUGACUUACUUGCGGAUAACAGUCCGAAUGAAGAGGGUUCUCUGCUGUGUAUACAGCGAGCUUUGCUUUUAAUGCAAACUCAUAUAGAAACAUUUAGUAAAAGGUAUGCAUAUCACUUGAGAAAGUGGGCUUUAGAAGGAAAAGGAAUUGGGAGCCACUCUGCGGCGCUUGGUGAGAGAGGACUAAAUCCAAUUCGUAUUGUUGUUCAGUCGGGAAGUUGCGCGGAAAGAUGUGUCUUAGAAAUGCUACUAACUGAUUAUGUAGCUGACUUACGUGCUGAAAUAGUAAAGUGGUGGGAAGGCAUAUUAAAAAUUCGGUCUCAAGAAGACGGAAUGGAUGCGGGCAACAACGCAAAUACCGGAAAAAAGCCUGAUACUUGGAUCCGCAUUAUAACUCAAGGACAAGAAUUGUCUAUCGACUGUGAUGAAAAGACCUUACAAGAAAUGGGAUUUAAAGACAACCAAAUUACAUAUAUUUCAGUGGGAAUGUCGAGAAAUAUGAAAAAAAGGGAAUUUCUCGAUGCGCCCUCUAUGCAGGCGUCUCCACCGAGAGACUGUUUACCGACGCUAUUGCUUCUAAAACCAACUUAUUUUGAACAAUUGUUUUCACUUAUGCAUACUCUCAGCUCAAUGAAGACGGUUAUUAAAGGUGGAAGAGUUAUUCCCCACACAAAAGCCCAAGUUCUAAGUAGACGUGUUUGGGACAUACUCAGCCUAAUGCCAACUAGUCCGAAAUUAUUGCAAGGAUUUCAACAGCUGAAUAUCCCUUUGUCAGAGUUGUUGGAUCCUUCAAGCGCGCAAAAACUGAUGUAUUCGCUGUACAUUGUAGAUUCUCUUGCUCUUAAUCAAAAACCAAGCAAAUUUAAUGACGACGAUGAAUUGCCUUGGACGAGAAAGUUUAUUCAACAUGGCGGAUUAAGAUAUCUUUAUGAUAUAUUUAUGUCUGGGGUUCUGCAAAGAGACACUGGAGAUGGUAGCGAUUGGCAACAAGAUUGUUUGGCAUGUCUGUUAAAGUUGAUGUGGCAUCUAGGAGUAGAUCCACUUCCCAAUGAUCGUAAUUCCAGGAAUGAUAAAAUUGUGAUACCAAGUUUCAAUGAGGCUAUGCUUAACAUGGUUGACGUAAAAUCGACAAUGCCCAAGCUAACAUGUAUCUUGAAAGAAGUUUCUUUGCCGAAAGAUCCAAAUCAUUACAAGACUGGGUUUUGGGGCAGAGCUCAAGUUGUCCAUUACGCUAUGGCUUCAUUGAUAUCUUGGUUACACUGCAGCGAAGAAGCCAGACAAGGUCUCUUUGAAUCUCCUGAUUUCUCAUCUUGGUUACAAAGAUUGGUGUUGGAGGACCCAGAACCGACAGUACGUAGAGAAGCUUGUUCGUCCAUAUAUCAUUUAUGCUUGGGCGUAUCAACCAUGGGAGAACACUUGGGAGCUAGUUUAACUGCUCCGAUGUUAGCUCAGCUUUUGGCUUAUUUACCAAAAGCAGAAAGUAUGAGACCCCAAAAGCUGGAAUCAAUGCCUCCACAAGAAGAUGGUAAAGAACCUUAUGGUCCAGCUUGUAGAGAUUAUUUCUGGCUAGUCUCACGAUUGGUUGAUAGUCUGCCUGAAGAUUUAAUAAAGGAGAGCAUAGAGGAUCCACAAAAUUGCGUGUUGGAUAUCAACGACUUAACGUCUAAAAUUUCACAGGCUGUUUUAUCAAGAGAUUAUUUAGAAGCUCGGCAUAGAACUGUUGAAGACGAUGGGCUUAUUGGUCUACUUAAUUUGCUCACAAAUUUACUAAAACAUAGGCCCCCAUUUCAGACGAGCAAAGGCGGACAAGAACUUUUGAAUGAGGUGUUUGAUUUUUUAUUUGCUUUGCCUAACCCGAAACUCCGACAUGUGCCAAAAUGUAAAUCUCCCCGAUCUCGAACUGCUGCUUUUGAUUUAUUGGUCGAACUAGUUAAAGGUUCCUCUGAGAAUUAUACCAUCUUGUACGAAAAACUAUUGAAACAACAUCAACCAGGUCCAAACUCGCCAUACCCCUGGGAUUAUUGGCCUCAUGAAGAUGGGCGUUCUGAUUGUGGAUACGUUGGUUUAACUAAUUUAGGUGCAACCUGUUAUAUGGCAUCUUGCAUGCAACAUUUAUAUAUGAUGCCUCAAGCUCGUGCUUCCAUUUUGGCUGCUUGCACUCAGGAUUCCAAACAUGAGCCCACUCUCAAAGAGCUUCAGAGAAUGUUUGCGUAUUUGCUGGAAAGCGAAAGAAAAGCUUACAAUCCCAGAAGUUUUUGUAAAGUAUAUACAAUGGAUCACCAGCCUCUAAACACAACGGAACAAAAAGAUAUGGCCGAAUUUUUUAUUGAUUUGGUGAGCAAGCUAGAGGAAAUGACACCCACUUUAAAAGAAGUGAUUAAAAUACUAUUUUGUGGUGUUCUGAGCAACAAUGUUGUAUCUUUAGAUUGUGGCCAUGUCAGCCGUACUUUAGAGGAGUUCUAUACGGUUAGGUGUCAAGUGGCUGAUAUGCGAAAUCUGUACGAAUCUUUGGAUGAAGUGACUGUGAAAGAUACUCUUGAGGGUGACAAUAUGUACACCUGCUCGCAGUGCGGCAAAAAAGUGCGAGCUGAAAAACGAGCUUGUUUCAAAAAACUACCUCAAAUUCUUUGCUUUAAUACAAUGAGAUAUACAUUUAAUAUGCUGACAAUGCUGAAAGAAAAGGUUAAUACACAUUUUUCGUUCCCAUUAAGGCUAAAUAUGGCUGGCUAUGUUGAAAAAACUUUAAUGCCACAACAUUACCAGGAAGAUAAACUAAAAGAUGACCCGGAGACUGAACAGUACGAAUAUGAUUUGAUAGGCGUCACCGUACAUACUGGUACUGCAGACGGUGGUCAUUACUACAGUUUCAUAAAAGAUCGCACUGUGGGAUCGAGGGAUAAAUGGUUUCUUUUUAACGACGCUGAAGUGAAGCCUUUUGAUCCGAACCAAAUUGCCGCAGAAUGCUUUGGUGGUGAAAUGACGAGCAAAACGUACGACAGCGUUACUGAUAAGUUUAUGGACUUUAGUUUUGAAAAAACUAACAGCGCUUAUAUGUUAUUCUACGAAAGAUGUCCUCUUAUUGCUAACGAUAGUACUGAAAGCUCUUCCACGAAUAUAGAAGUUAUGGAAGCUACCAGCAGUUCACCUACACCAAGCACGACGUUCGAAUUAAGCAAGGAACUAGAAGAUUGGAUUUGGCAAGAUAAUAUGCAUUUUAUACAGGAUAAAAAUAUUUUUGAGCACACAUAUGUAAAUUUCAUGUGGCAAAUUUGCGGCUACAUUCCCCAGACCAUCCUUUCGAUAGACUCCAAUAUCACAAUCAAAGCAGCACAAUUGUCUACAUCAUUUUUCAUUGAAACAUUUAUUCAUGCCAAAGAAAAGCCCACUAUGGUUCAAUGGGUGGAACUUGUUACAAAACAAUUUAACUCUUGCCAAGAAGCUUGCGUAUGGUUCUUAGAACACAUGGCUCAAAAUGUUUGGUGGCCAGUGCAGGUUCUCCUCAAAUGUCCUAACCAGAUAGUGCGACAAAUGUUCCAACGGCUGUGUAUUCAUGUGAUACAGAGACUUAAACAGUCUCACUCUAGUUUGUACUUAAGGGUUGAUGAAGGAACAGAUUUGUCGAAAAUAGAAGGCUCUCAUAGUAUCGAUAUAUCUAAGAUCGGUAAUGCUUCGUGUGUUACAAAAUUUGUAAAAACUCUAUUGUCUUUGAUGGAACACGGUGCGAAGGCUCAUUUAAAACAUCUCACAGAAUAUUUUAACUUUUUAUACGAAUUUAGCAAAAUGGGCGAUGAGGAAUCAAAAUUUUUACUCGCAGUCGCUGCAAUCAACUCGAUGGUCCAUUUCUACUUAGGUCAGAAGGCCAACGAUUUUGUUGAUGUUAGCGAAGGAGAAGAAGAUGAUGAGUUGGUCUCCAUUCCUCCAGAAAAAUACAAACCAGCAAGUUUAGACAAAAUGAUAACCUUAAUUGCUUCAUUAGUCGAAAAAAGCAGGGAUUCUAACAUGAAACUACAGCUAACUGAAAGAGAUUACAAUGCUGUAGCUGGAGGAAAGGGAUUUUCGUUUUUGUACCAGCAGAUUAAAGAUAACAUCAACUUGCAGCAAACGAGAAAUCUAAUACAUUCUCUCUGCAAAGGCAAUAAUCAGCUGGCACAAAGCAUUAUCUGCAUGAUUUCUCAAGCUAUUACUAGACAUUCUGAGGUUAACUUACAGGGGUGCCAACCCUUCUUCAAAAUACUUACCCUAUUGACGGAGAACACAAACCAAGGCAGCGCAAGUGGUUCUAACCAGCCCUGUUUCACGCAAUUAGUACUGCAAAAGGUUUGGGAUGCUGCUGAAUGUUGUCCACAUUCAGCCCUGGAUUGGCUGGCUUUGCAAGUUACUAGAAAUCGUCUGGUCCAUUCGUGGGUAUUAAGCUCGAUGGAUUCAUGGUUGGAGCAUUUUUUGAUUGCUCACAAUAACCAGAGAGUUAGAAAUACUGCUGGAUAUCUGCUAGUAUCUUUAGUUCCUAGCACUCCCUUUAGACAAGGUUUUAGAGCAUCACACAGAAUGAAUCGCGAACCUCAAUUAACAGCCGAGUCUCAGGCUGUUUUGCAUCAAGUAUAUACUGCGCUUUUAAGGUUGCUUCCGGCUGCCAAACAUUAUACAGAUAUGCAACUGCACGGAUCUAUGAAACUGACCACAUAUUUUGCCCUGCUGAUGUAUUGUUGUAUUUCCCGAACGGAAAAACUAAUGUUUGGUCAGUACUUUUUGCAAUUGUGGCACUUGUUUCAUCCGAAACUUUCGGAACCGUCGAUUCCAGCAUAUCACAAUAAACAGGCUUUGUUAGCGUUUUGGAAUCAUGUAUGUACGGAUUGUCCCGAUAACGUUCAACUGAUGCUAUCCAAUGCACAUGUUACAAAGAACAUUGCAUUUAAUUACAUUCUAGCCGAUCAUGAUGAUCAGGAGAUAGUUUUAUAUAACAGAGCCAUGUUGCCUGCCUACUAUGGAAUACUAAGAAUGAUGUGUCAACAAUCCCGGGUAUUCACACGAAAUUUGGCCAACCAUCAGAAUUUGCAAUGGGCUUUUAAAAAUAUUACUCCUCAUCCUACGCAAUAUCCACAGGCAGUGGAUGAGUUAUUCAAGUUAAUGCAAAUAAUGGUUAUCAAGCAUCCAGAUGCUUCAGAGGCUGAUCAGAGAGAUAUUUUCACUUUCAAACGGACUACUCUGAUGACUUAUUUGCAGUGUUUGGACGGCAGAACUAGUUGGGGAACCCUCAUAAAUGCAUUUAGAAUUCUUCUUGAAACUAAUGAUGAUAAAAUGUAUGUGGCCUACAAUGGUGGAUUACAGAUUGUAUAUGAGUGUUUUCAAAACUUACAUGUCAUGCUUCACGAGGCGACUGCUUGCCAUGUAGUCGGAGACAUGUUGGAUAUUCUGCAAAUAUUUUACGACUUAAUUCACUGCAUUCGAGCUUAUAGGGAUAGCAAAGAUGCUAGAAACCUGAUCAUGGCGACUAAAGAUUGGCUUGAAGUCAUUAGAAAACUGGCAACGCUCUUGAACACCUACAAUCCACCGGAAAUGAGAAUCUUAUGCAUUGAAGUCUUAAAAGAGUUUCUCUUGGUGAUUACUCCAGAAGCAAUGCAGAUAUUAGUGCCCCUGCUUUCACAUUGUCAUUCGGCCUUUCAAGAUAGUCACGAUCCCGUCCCAUUAGGUCCAUAUUUUCCGCGACGAGGUCAUUCAGGGCCUGUUGUUGUAGGAAAAGGCGGUGCUCGACCACUUCGACCUAUGAUGCAGAUGACCGUACCACAAAAUCAACUAGAGUGCGCUAGGGGCGUCGAUCCAGAAUAUGACAGGCUUCUGGACAAGUUUUUCAUUCCCUACCAUGACUUCAUUGAUACUAUGUUUAGAUUGGCGGUUAAUAACGAGACAGUUCAGGAGGUGAUGAUUAAUUUGAGUGCUGUAGUCGGAUUUGAAGCUGUUCCUUUGCAUUCCACUUACUUUCCUAAACUGUGGCUAGAUAUACUGAAAGCUCAGCAUAUUGACAGAAAAUAUAUCAAUAUAUUGACAUCAUGCAACUAUUUUGUCGAUUAUGUCGAAGCAGUACUUCUCGAUGAACGAUAUGCCUUAACGGUCGAUGUAAUUUACGAAUUUUUAACGGCGUUUUUUCCCAAGGUAUCUGCUCAUGUUUUAAGCGAACAAACUCUAAGAAUGAUUGAUUCGAUGGUAGAAUCAUUAAACGAGUCUGUUAACUCUCCAGAUAUCCUAAAUAGCCCGAAAAGGCUAGCUGGAGACUUGCGAGCUUUAGCUUUGGUGUACAAAAGUCCCGAAGGAAAACAUUCUAGCAUUCUUAAGAACGCUUUGAAUGUAUUGCAAUCAAAAGUCAAACUUGAUAUUAGUAAGUUGGAUAUAAGCACUAAGACAGCUAGUGCAACAAGCACACCCGUUGCUGCUCCUAUCGAUAAAGGUGAAAAACCUGCUGAUGCCAGUCCUGAUAUGAAACCUUCUACAUCCAAAGAAAGUAGUAAUUCCGAAUGCAGUGAAAGCGCAAAAACUGAAAAUACCAAGGAUACUCCCAGCUCAACAGGAUCAAAAGGUCUCGAUUCUGUAGAUAUCGAGGCAACAAAUGAAAAAGACAAAAAACAGAGUAAUAACUUAUUGGAUGAUUUAAAAAUGCUUGAGGAUAGUAUUGUGGAAUUGAUCACAGUCUUAGACACGAAAAAUGAAUUUAGUGUUAAACGCAGUUAGCGUUUCAUAUUUAAUUACUAUAUUUAAUUACUAUGAUUAAAAACCAAUUACUUUUUGUUCAUCUUAAAUCUUACUGCAGAUAAGAGAAAAAUGCAUCAGGUUUUUGCCAAUUUACUAAUUGGUAAAAACUUCUUGUACAUUGUUUGUUUGUUUGUUUUACCAUUGUGAAUUAGUAAAAUCGGCAACAAAACACAGUUUACAGGUAUGAAGUAAAAUGUUUGACAAACAAUGUAAGCUUACACAGCUUUCGAUUCUAGUUUAGAGACGAUAAUCUAAAGUAGAAUCUAAAGCAAGCCUAAAGUCAAGCCACGACUUAGAUAUCAUAAUAUCUAAGCUGUUCUUAAGCUGUUGACCUAAAAUAGUUACAAUAAUUUACUAAUUGAAUCUUCUUGUUGUAUAUUUCUAAAUAAUGACUAUCGCAAAUUUAUCUGGUGCACAUUUAAUUUGCCAUUUAUUGUGAAAAUAACUGAAAGUUAUACUUUAUUCAUUCUCUAUAAAUGUUGCCUAAAAUUGUAUGAUUUUCUAAUUGUGUGCAGUUUUUUUAAUGUUUCCUCUUUUGUAUGUAAGAGCUUUGGUCACUAUGUGUAUCACAACUGUGGAUAACUAUAUUUAAAUGCAGUUUUAGCUUAAGUCCACAAUUCAGCGUUAAUGCAGGGUUAUUCUGAAUUAUAUUGUUAUAUACUGAUCUUGAUUAAGAAAUGUGUAUAUACUCUGAUUAGUAUUAUUUAAAUCGA
Molecule: messenger RNA, 10934 nt
Organism: Dendroctonus ponderosae (mountain pine beetle)
Lineage: Eukaryota; Metazoa; Arthropoda; Insecta; Coleoptera; Curculionidae
Gene: puf
Product: ubiquitin carboxyl-terminal hydrolase puf
Exons: 54
Coding region: 172-10200 (3342 amino acids)
Biological process (GO): protein deubiquitination
Cellular component (GO): nucleus; cytosol
Molecular function (GO): cysteine-type deubiquitinase activity; cysteine-type endopeptidase activity
Source: RefSeq, a predicted model, not a curated record